AUGUGCAGCUUCUUGCUGGCCAACUUUCUUAUAAAUAACCUCACUUAUGCCAACUACUUCCUGCAGUUCCGUGGGCCUGACGCUACGAACCGGUGGAAGGGCUACGGAUAUGACUUUGUACACAACUUGCUCCACAUGACUGGCGAGAGGGUCCUCCAACCUUUCCAGCGCCCAGAAGAUGGCCUGGUGGCUCUCUUUAAUGGAGAGAUCUACAACUGGCAAGACCUACAGGGAGCUGGCGGCUCUUUCCGCUCAGACGGCGAUGCCAUACUCAGCGAGUACGUGCGUUUCGGGCAAAGAUUCCCGCGCCAUUUGGAUGGUGAGUACGCCAUUGCUGUCCUCGACUUUGUUAAGAGGGAAGUGAUCCUAGCACGGGACACCUUUGGAACCAAGCCGCUGUGGUAUGCCAAGCGUUCCGGCAAAUUCGCUGUGUCGUCUUACGCUUCGGCGCUCCUGCGGCUUGGCUUUGAAGACGAGGACAUCCGGCAAAUUGAGCCCAACAGCAUCGCCGUCUUUCAGUUGCCAGAGGGCGACGAGGUGGCCGAAGCGCUGCCACCAGCUGAAGCCGAUGAAGCAUUUCCGCCACAAGCACCUCGUUUAGUGAAGAAGCUGGCUGUGUUUGAGUUCGACUUGCGACAGCACAAGACAGACACAAAAGACUGGAAAGCUGCCUUCCAAAGGGCAGUGCAAAGAAGGGCCGGUAUGAAGCAGAUGGUCGUGGGGAGGGAGACUCCCGCUAUGUGUCUGAGCGAUGGCUACGACAGCGGCGGCAUCGCCCUAUCGCUUGGCAAGCUGGAAAUUCAGACGGCCAUGUAUACCGUACAGGCUCGAGAAGAUGUCACGGUUCUGGUCGAACGAUUCUUCCACCUGAGGAAGCGUGGGAUGAACGCCACUUGGAAGCUCACUCGGCUCUCCACCGAGAGCUUCGAACAAGAGAAGACUUUCCUCAGAGAGGCGGCCGAACGAGUGCAGUACAAGUUGCGCCCUGGCUACGCCAACGUGGAUGACAAGGCGGCCGCCGGGCUGUCCUGGAUCUACCGCCAGGCCAGGACUGCGGGCCAGCGGCUUUUCUUGUCAGGCAGCGGUGCGGACGAGUCCAUCUCGGACUAUGGAAAUGCCGGCAGGGCGCUGGAGUUUCACAGCACGUUGAAGGGGGUGUUCCCCGCCAACUUGUGGGAUGUCUUUCCUUGGCUCAACUUCUUCCGAGGGACGCAGCAGGACUACCUGGCCAAGGAGGAGUGCACAGCCGGCGCACACGGCAUUGAAGCACGCUAUCCUUUCUUGGACCGGAGCCUGGUGCAAGAGUACCUCUGGCUCACUGCGGACCUGAAGAACUCACUUUACAAGCUGCCUCUCCAUCAGCUGCUCGAGGAGGAGCAGUUCCCCUUCACCCCUGGCGUGAAGCGCGGAUUCUCUGCGGACCUCAACCUUGCGGGAGCCGAUGCGGAGGCCCAGGCCCAGGCCAGAAGGAAGGAUGACUCGGCCGAGCUUCGAGAACGAUUCUGGGCCUCCUUGGGCGUGGCCGGCAACGGCACGGUUGUCGUGGCCUCCUGCAGCCGCUGCGGGGAGGUUGAAAUGGAGUCGGAGGAGAUGUCCAUGACGACGCUACCGGCCCACCCGCAACGGCUCAUGGAUGUGGUGUCGCUGGCGAGAGCCAAGGGCAGAUGGCGCUGGCCCAGACUCCUGCGCAAGCGCUUGCGCCGGAAGUCUGAUCGAAGGUGGGCUGAGAUUAUGCAGAUGCUUCCCGCCGGCCAGCGUGCGCGGGAGGCACAGGACCAAGCGCCGGUAACUCCACCGCUGUCAUUGGCAGCCGCCGCUGGGGCUGACCGGAACCACCGCGUGGUGAUCCUUACCUCGUGCAUGGAGGACCACUACUUCCUGACCUACUGCGGCCCUCUUUUCGUGAGUGUUGCAGAAACCUUCGACCUCUUUGGCGCUAACGCCGGCUCGGACCUCGUCAUGGGCCUCGUCUCCGUGGUGGGCGUGACCACCAAACUUCUGGAGGUUGUGACACAGUCGAUGCCCUUUGUGGAGUUCGUCCCUUUUGAAGAGCAUGACCAGUACCUGAGCGACCAUUCGGAUCCCUUCGAAGCAGAGAACUACCGAAAACUGACCUACCAGCCCUUGAAGCUGUACCAGUACCUCUGGCUGUGGCGCCACAAGCUCGUCCACAUCAAGGAGAUAGCCUAUAUCCUCUGCAUGGACUCAGACAUGCUCGUGGUCCGGCCUUUCAUGCACGUCCUGGAGCUGCUGUCGCAGCUCGAGGUCGACGUGUCGUUCUCCUACUAUGACGGUACCCGGCAUGUUCCGUGGGGCACGCCGGAGGAGUUGGCUGUCACGAAGAAGAGGGGCCUGGUGCGACUGCAGGGUGGGCUACUCAUCAUGCGGAACUCCGUCGAGGCGCUCCAAUGGUUUGCCACCUGGGAGUCCCUGACCGAAAGCGUCUACUUCGAGCGGGAAGCGGAGGGCCACCUCGGGGACCGCUGGCGAGACCUCCUACAGGACUUCAAAGGGCCAUCGCAAGCCGCCCUGGCUUUUCUGCUGACGCGGAGCGAGCUUGAAGUGAUGCAGAAUGUGAGUCAAUGCUGUAACACCGUGCGCGUCAUUGAGCUGGCGGCGCUGCGAAAAGGCGAUCCUCCAGUUCCCGUUACCAUGUUUGGCUUGCCAACGCAAUAUGUGAACGAUGCCGAGUCGACCGAGGACGGCGCACUUCCCAAGACGGCGCACUUGAUCCAUCUGAAAGGCAUAUGGUGGCGGAGCGUGCUGCCAGAAGGAAAAAAGAAUGUGACAGCACCGACGAGAACUUACGAGUGGAACCGCGAAGCCUUCGACUUGUGGGAGAGGCACUACGCCACUUUCCUGGAACUGCUCCGACAGCGCGGUAUCCAUCUCGACUUUCCGCGGUGA
Messenger RNA from Symbiodinium natans, 2907 nucleotides. Lineage: Eukaryota; Dinophyceae; Suessiales; Symbiodiniaceae. The record is from the annotation of a GenBank genome assembly.